AUGAAGUCUUUUGACUUUUUUAAAUCUUUAAUUUCAAAUAAAUUAUUUUUAUUUACUACACCACUUUUGAUAUCAAGUUUAAUCUUUUCAUAUUAUUUAUCAAUUAUUCAAAAGAAAAAUUUAAGUUUAAAAGAUAAAUUAGAAAAAGAAAAACAAAAUAAAUUACAUGAACAAAAGAAAUGUGAAGAACAAAGAUUAGGUAGAACUAGAGCAGAAAGAGAGUUGAGAAGAGUUGUCAAUUCAUAUAAAGAAGAUAGAGAGAAUAAAAAUGUGGAAAGACCACCUGAUUAUCCACCAAUUGGAUUUUUAGAGAGUUGUUUUAGAGAGAGAAAUGGUACACCAAGACAAGGAUUAAUCGUUACCAAAGGUAAAGCAUUAUUAAAGUUAAAGACAAGUGUAAAUCCAACCUAUUCAUUGGAGGGUUUAGAUCAAUAUAGUCAUUGUUGGUUAAUUUUCAUUUUCCACGAAAAUACCAACACCUUACGUUCAGUUAGAAGUGAUCGUCCAGCAAGUGGUGUCAAAGCAAAGGUUGCACCACCACGUUUAGAUGGUAUUAAAGUUGGAUUGUUUUCAACCAGAACUCCACAUCGUCCAAAUCCAAUCGGUUUAUCAGUUGCCAAAAUCGAUAAGGUCGUUGGUGAUACAAUCUAUUUAUCAGGUAUCGAUUUAAUUGAUGGCACACCCAUUUUAGAUGUCAAACCAUACUCUGUUCACGAUAGUGUAAAGAGUGUUAUUAAUCCUGCUUGGGUCACAAUACCAAUCGUACCACCAUUAGAUAAUGUCAUCAUUUUAGAUGUGGCUAAGAAACAAUUACAAUAUUUCGUCGAUAAAAAGAAAUUAAAAUUCUAUGACAACUAUAAUGAUAUCGAAACUUGUAUUAUUGAAAUUUUAACAGAGGAUAUUCGUUCCGUCAGAAAGAGAAAACAAGAUAAAUUAACCGAUCAAAAAUUAAAACAAAAUAAAGAUACCAACUCUUCAACAACAACAACCACCAACAAUACUGAUGAUAGUGAACUUCUUCAAGAGGAAGAAGGUCCUGAAAAACAUAGAUUUAGUUUAGAUAUUUUAAAUAUUAGAUUCACUGUUGAAAAUCAAAUAGCUACUGUUUUUGAAAUUUUAGAAGAUGAAGUUUUAAAUUCUGAUGAAAAUAUUUAUUUACCUUCAAAUAUUUAUUCAAAUAAUAAUAUAAAUAAUAAUAAAAAUAAUAAUGAAUCAAAAGUAACUGAAUCUAUUGGAAAUAAUGAAAAAUAG
Molecule: messenger RNA, 1251 nt
Organism: Dictyostelium discoideum AX4
Lineage: Eukaryota; Evosea; Eumycetozoa; Dictyosteliales; Dictyosteliaceae
Exons: 2
Coding region: 1-1251 (416 amino acids)
Source: RefSeq, a predicted model, not a curated record